ACGUUCUCCGCUGCCCCACCAACACGUGCCGGCUCUCGGUGGGAAGGGCCCCGCUAUCUCAUCCAGUCCCGCGCUAGAUACUGGGCUGGCCCACUCUGACGGUUCUUUUACCCACAGAGCAACGAUGGUGUAUGGGACUCGCACCGCAAGUACCCACCAUCAACGCCCUCCAUCCGUGUCGCGGAGAGGAUAUAAGCUUCUCCCAUCGCUCUUGUUUCGGUAGCUUCUCUUCGCUCUUCUCCGCUGUCGGAGUGCGCUCCCUUUCACGGUUGUGCCACUCGCCGCCGCCAUGAGCCGGAGCAGCCACCAGAGCCCCCAUGCGAAGCUGAAGACACCACCGCGGCCCCUCUUCUCCUGCGGCAUCUUCCGCAACUGCACCCAGUCCGCCCUCAGUCCCACCACUCCUCCCCCCUCCGCCGCCACCUUCUUGGCCUCCGCUUCCCCGCCGCCUCCUUCGGCUACGCCCCCACCGCCCUCCGCCUCGCCUCCGCCCCCUCCUCCGCCCCAGCCGUCCGCAGCCCCCGACCCACCCCGGCCGACCGAGCCCGAACGCCCUCCUCCGUCCACAUCCUCCUCCUCGUCCUCCUCCUCGUCUACUUCCCAGAGCUUCACCCAGUGGAGAUUCCCCCUGCAGCACCACCACCAACAGCAACCGACGCCUGAGCCGGAGCGCGGGCCGCAGGCCCUUGACCCUUCCCACGCCGCCUCCUUUAACCUCGCGGAGGCGUUCCGUGCCGCAGAGCUCCAGUUCGCCUCCGGCGCCAGCCUCCCGGCCCUGCGCCUGUUAGAGAGGUCCCUCGCACCGGACUCCUCUCCCACGCCGAUACCCUGUCCUCCGCCGGUGAUGGCCGGCGUGGUGGCCGCCCUGCGGGAGCCAGCCUCGGCGCGGCCGGCGGCCAAAGUGCUCCUCGCGCUACUCCUCGCGGAGCACAACCGGCGGGCCGCAGUGGAGGCCGGGGCAGCGUCUGCGGCGCUGGAGGCGGUGGCGGCGUCUGGGCCUGCGGGCGCGACAGCGGAGCGGGCGCUGGCGGCGCUGGAGCUGCUGUGCACUGUGGCGGAUGGGGCGGCGGGGGUGCGGGCACACGCCGCGGCCGCGGCGGCGCUGGCGGGGGCGGUGGAGGGGAUGGCGGGGAGGGGGAGGGAGUGCGCCAUCGGUGUGAUGGCUGCGAUCUACGGCGGGGCGGCGGCGGGGGAGGCACCGCCGGAGGUGGGGAGGGCGGUGGUGGCGGCGAUGCAGGGUGAGUGCAGCGCGCGGGGUAGACGGAAGGGGGCGCAGCUGCUGCGCGCGCUGCAGGAGAGCGGCCGUCUCGAUCUCCCGACUGACACAGCCAUCGGACGCCCAUGAAGAGGACUGCUCCCCGGAGCGGGGCCGGUGCUUUCUCGGAUACCGAUUGGUGGGUGCAAAAGUAGGCCUUCACAGGCAGCGUGUCAGCGAGCCGAUGGCGUGGGGUGACAGAGAUAGCAGGGAGAGGGACGUACGCGGUUGACAGAGAUAUGACGGGAGGAGGGUGGUUGUGUCAGUGACUGUGUCAAAAAAAGCCGGAGCCCCAUGGGAAGGAGAGCUUAUUAUAAUAUUAUAGUUACCGCAGUUCUCGCAUUCUAGGAUCCUUCUUCUUCUUCAUGUAAAGAGUUAUCAUGUCAAUAUAAUUGGAAUUUAGACUGCAUGCGUGCUGUAGAUUCA
Musa acuminata AAA Group (dessert banana) is the source of this 1681-nucleotide messenger RNA. RefSeq names its product vegetative cell wall protein gp1-like. The transcript has a single exon. The record is from RefSeq and is a predicted model, not a curated record. NCBI's taxonomy places the organism in Eukaryota, Viridiplantae, Streptophyta, Magnoliopsida, Zingiberales, Musaceae. Bases 290 to 1345 code for a protein of 351 amino acids.